Messenger RNA from Fraxinus pennsylvanica, 1401 nucleotides. NCBI's taxonomy places the organism in Eukaryota, Viridiplantae, Streptophyta, Magnoliopsida, Lamiales, Oleaceae. The record is from the annotation of a GenBank genome assembly.
AUGGAUUCCAGAGAAAAUGACUAUUUCUCUUAUCUACCAGACGCCCUUCUGUUCGUAAUUGUCUCUUUUUUGCCAUUCAAAGAAGCCGUGAGAACCUCCGUGUUGUCAAGAAGGUGGCGUAGCAUUUGGUAUGCAGCCAAGAACAUAGAAUUUGACGAGAAAUUCUUCGUCAAGAACGGAGAAUCCGAUGAAAAUAAGGCCAUGCAGAGGAUGGCUUUUGUGACUUACAUUAAACACUGGAUGGAUAACUGUGUAGAGACAGAUUUACAUAGUUUUCGUCUUGCGUUUUCACAUUCAGAACACCAUCUGUCUCAAAUUCAAGACUGCAUUAGAUUUUGUGUUGAUCGAGAUGUGAAGGAACUUGAUCUUAAUUUUUCUGAUCCUACAUGGAAUGAAGAUGAUCUUGCGCAAAUCCCAGAAACAUUUCUUGAACUGUCUUCUCAUGAAUCACUCACAAGGAUUGAAUCUCUCAAGUUGUCUGCUUGCAAUUUCAGGGUUUUUCAAUUCGGCACACUUUCUACUCUGAAGAAUGUUUAUCUGGGAUGGAUUGAAUUUCCUGGUAGUUGCUUCAAUAACUUGAUGUCAACGUGUACAUCCCUAGAAAUUUUGAACUUGAAGAGAUGCUGGAACAUGGAAAAUUUUUAUAUUGAUUCAGAAAAAUUGAGAGUUUUUGUCAUGGAUAAAUGCUUGGGGCCUGAAGUGAUUAUUCUGAAUGCUCCAUUCUUGAGUUUCUUUCAAUAUUCCGGGCCGUCUGUUCAAUUGCAGAUUGAAUAUCAUUCGACAAUGGUGGAAGCAAUUCUUGAUUUCGGGCUUCAGACCGCAUAUAUUGAAGAGGGAGAAGGCGAUAUGCUCUAUAAUCUUCUCGCUGAAAUUUCUAGUGUUAGGGUUCUUACCAUUUGCAGUUAUAUGCUUCAGCUGAUAGUGACUGCGGGCGACCCGAUAACCCUAAAACCGGAACUCGAAAAUGUUAAGCAUCUAAUAUUGAAGACAAAGUUGCACAUAAAUGAAUUUUAUGGCAUUACAUUCUUUCUAAAAAGUUGUCCCAACUUGGAUAUUCUUACCAUCGAUUUAUGCGCUAGGACGAUUUUUCAGGAAUACGAGCCUCCUUUUAAAUUCGAGGAACAUCAAUUUUUGACUCGAUUUCAGUGCUUAAGAUAUAGAAGUAUGAUGUGCUUAAAGAUGGUGAAAGUGAAGGGAUUCAAGGGAGAGAUGAACGAACUCGUCGUCUUAGGUUAUUUGCUAAGAUUUGGUUCGGGUUUAAAGUAUCUGUCGAUCAGUCUAUCGAAGGAAAAAGGCCCUAACGGCAUUGACAUGGAAUCGACAUACAGACAAAAUGUACAACAGUUGACACAAUUUGAGACAGCCUCCCCUCAUCUGCAGAUAUAUUUGGUCACUGAGUGA